AUGCAAUCGGGUGAUCAAAUGUACGGAUAUACGACAAUUCUUUUGGCCAGCGCACCAAUGGCCAGUCAAUUAUCGAUGGCACAAUUGAAAUGGACCAUAUUUUUCCCGAUUUUCGCCAUUCCUGCCAUCACACUUUUGAUUUCGGUUGGACAUUUGUCGAGAAGAGCACCGGUGCAAACGUUUCGAAAAAUAGCUCCAAUUGGUGCAGGUUUGUUUUUUGUGAGGGAGGAAGGAAGGGGAAAAUUUGAGCCAAUUUGGAUGAUCAUUUUUUUUCGUAAAAUACGGGAAAUGUUGGAAACAUCAAAACAGUUCUAAUUAUUAGAAAUAUUUUUUGUUUGAAACGUAUUUGAAACAGUAUAUUUGUAUUUUAAUAAAAAAUUUCUAAAAGGCAAUUUCAAAAGAAAUUGCUUUUUUUCUCGAUGAGACAACGAUAUUAGUUCUCAAAAAAUUCCAAAACAUUUAAAAUUAAUUUUGAAACAGUAGUUUUUUUCAAACAUAGAUUGCAAAAUAUUUCCGAAAACAUUCGGAAUAAUUUUUGAACUGUAGAUUUUUUCAAGAAAGCUUUUUUUCUAAGCUUCAAAUUCUAAUGUAACAAAACAUAACUAAGGCCAUGAUUCGGAAUUUGUUUUCAAAAAAUGUAUUGAUAAUUUUUCUUUCUAUUAGGAAAUGAAAAAAAUUCCAAAACUAUUCAAAUAAAUAUUGAAACAGCAGAUUUUUCUCAAAACAUGAUUGCGAUUUUUACAAACAGCAGAUUAACACUACAUUAUUACCAAAAUUGUUCCGAAAUCUUUCAAUAAAUUUUUGAAACAGCAAUUUUUUUCAACAACACUUUAUAAAAAUUUUCAGAAAGAAUAACUUUUGAAACAACGAAUAUUUUGCAGGAAUUGGCUGGGCAUUAACAUGGCAUAUAGCAGAAAAGCUUUACACAGAAAGUCUCCGCGCAUCUCAAAUUCUAAUUUAUUUCAUCAAUUCUCUUCGCCCAACUUUAUCUUGGGCUCUUGAAUGCGAACAUUCAUAUAAUUCCAAAUUUUGUCAACCAUUCAAUGAUCCAAAUGUUUCAAAAUCAAUAUUAUAUCCAAAUAAUUUCUGGCCAGCUCAAGAAUUCAACAGAUUUCGAAUCCGCCAGAAUGCAUUACCAGAAUCAAUGCCAGCAAAAUGGGAACCAAAUAUGUGGUAUUUAGGAGAUUCAAAAGAGGAAUUUUAUUUUGCAAUUCCAAGUAUUCCACUUUUCUUAUCACAUAUUCUAACCUGGACAACUAUCUACUUUAUUCUAGUCAAAUUUUAUGAUCGACUCGGAGAAAUUCUAACAAAAAUAUUUGUAUUUAUUCCUGUAAUGUUAUAUUUAGCAGUUGUUAUGGGAAUGACUGUUUCUGGAUUGCAUUUCACAAAUGGAACUAUGGAAGUCAGCUUAGAUGAUAAGAAAAUCAGUGAAGAUCUUUUUGAUUUUUGGGCAGAUUUGAAGGGCGGAUUUCGAACUUCUAUUCUGAUUGUUGAUUAUAGUAUGGCUUUUACUGGAAUCGUGAUAUUUGCAACAAGUCGAUUAAGAACUGGAGUAGGAUAUUUGAAUGCUCUUUUUGUUGUUCCAAGUAUGAUGGUUAGUUUUUGAAUUAAAAAUUAAAUUUCAGUAAUAAUUCAGAAUUUUCAAAAAAAAAGUUGACAUGAGCAAUCCCUUUCGAAAAGCGUCAACAAAUUAAAUUCUAAAACUCUUGAAUUUCCAGAUUGUCCCAAUGAUCCAAACAAUUCUUCGAGCUGGCUGCGAAGGUCACAUCUCAGAUCUCCAACCCAGCUACAAAAUCUUUGCCUCAACCGACGAAACAAUCUCCUUCGAUCUUCUUCCCGUCUGUUUUGCCACAUCGAAUCUUGGCCCAAUUUGGUCGGCUCUCUACUUUUUCGCUCAAUAUUUCUAUACAUCUUUGGGACCAAUGAUUGUCUACACCGCUUUCAUCUAUCAAAGUUUCAUCGAUGAUAUUCCAACUGUUCAGAAUUAUCCAAAAAGGUUUAUCGGGUUAUUAUGUUUGGCUUUCACAGUCCCAGCCAUUUUUCUAUACAUGCCGGUGAGUUUAAAAAGAACAAUUGAAAAACAAAAAAAAAGUUUCUAGCUUGGCACAAAAGUGGCUGCAUUAUUUCGAUACACUUCACAAUCAGCAAUAAUUCAAAUUUUGGCAUUUGUGAUUAUUUUCUUCAUUUAUGGUUGGCAAAGAAUUGAGCAAGAUGUUUUGAUGACGUCACCAACUGCAGUUUCACCAGGAUUGACAGAUUAUUUGAUUCGACCAACUAGUCCAAUUUAUACAACUGCGCUUUUUACGGUUAUACCCAUGUUGAUUUGUGUGAGUUAUUCUAGAAAGGCAACUAAUAAGGGUUCUGAAAUUAUAUUUUAACGAAGGAAGAUCUGAAAGAUUGUAACAUUAUUUUUACAAAUAUAUGAAAUUAAUAUUAACCAAAAUGAAUCUCAUGGUUUUCAUUAUUUUUUAAAACAAAAAAUAUUUUUCAGGCCAAAUUUGUAGCCGUGUUCGAUUUUCUUCCCUCUGGAAACGAUGUUAUGAAGCAUAUCGAUGCUGGUGUUCAAUUCAUACCUCUUCCACAUUGGGCCGCUCGUCUUGUUGGUUAUUUAAUCAUGUUCGCUCCAUUGCUAAUUGUUAUAAUCACAGCAAUCUAUACAACUUUUGAUCUAUCAUAUCGACACAAACUUCCACUUUCUGAUCUUUUUCGACCAACUUCUGAUUGGAUGCACAUAG
This is a messenger RNA of Caenorhabditis angaria, 2735 nucleotides long. NCBI's taxonomy places the organism in Eukaryota, Metazoa, Nematoda, Chromadorea, Rhabditida, Rhabditidae. The record is from the annotation of a GenBank genome assembly.